This is a messenger RNA of Hydra vulgaris (swiftwater hydra), 2399 nucleotides long. Its product is annotated as E3 ubiquitin-protein ligase TRIM9. Gene Ontology annotation, molecular function: zinc ion binding; protein binding. NCBI's taxonomy places the organism in Eukaryota, Metazoa, Cnidaria, Hydrozoa, Anthoathecata, Hydridae. The record is from RefSeq and is a predicted model, not a curated record.
UAUAUAGUUUUAAGGAGAAUAUAGAGUUAAAUUUAUUUUUUAAAGUUUGAAAAAUUAAAUUUCAUUAACAAAAAUAUUCAAAGAUCUUAAAAGAGAGAAAACUUUCCGAGAGCCAACUUUGUAGUUUACGGCUUUUGUGUGCCCUAAAUGUUUUUACCGUAAAAAAAUUAUUGUACUUUACAUGACAGAGUAAACAAGACAGUUUAUAAUAUAUAUAAUAUUUAAUGAUGGAUGUACCAGAUGGAUUAUACAAUGAACUAAAGUGUGUAAAAUGUUUAUGCUUAUUGACUAAUCCUUUAAGUUUGCCUUGCUCCCACAACAUAUGCUACAAGUGUGCCAAAGAAUCUUUAGUAACUGAAAGCCAAGUGCAAUCUCAUUUUGAACCAUAUCAAGUUGACAAGAGUGGGUACAAAAACAAAGAAAAGAAAGCUUCUCUAAACCAAAUAAGUAGUUCCACGCCAGCUCUUGUGUGCUCUAAAUGCUGCAUCUAUUUUAUACUUGAUGAACGCGGCGUAGAUGGCUUGACAAAAAAUUUAAUUUUGGAGAGAUUGGUAGAAAAACAGAAAGUUUUAUGUUGUGAACUAGAUUGUCAACUUUGUGAAACUACGCCGUCUGCAAAGGCGUCAUUUACUUGCGAACAAUGUCUUGUAUCUUAUUGCUACAAGUGUUUAGCUAUAUAUCAUCCAAAGCGCGGCCCUUUAGCUUCACAUUCCUUAGUUGAACCUCAGUUUCAAAGAAUUAAACAUAUCAAAAAAGAAAAUUUGACGUGCAGCGAACACGUAGACGAAAAUAUCAGCAUGUACUGCGCACUAUGUAAAACUCCGGUGUGUUACUUGUGUUUUGAUGAAGGCAGGCAUAAAGGUCAUGAAUCUAAGGCUCUUGGUAUCAUGUUUAAAGACCAAAAGAAUGAUAUGGUAUCAUUGGUUUCAGCACUAGAAGUUAAAAGUAAUGAACUUAUAGCUUUUGCAGGGUUUUUAGAAAUGGAAGUCGGAACUUUGCAUGAGAAUGGAGUUGAACUAGAGUCUCUAGUAGUUGCAAAAAUAGAUGAGCUUGUUCUGCAGUUAGAAAAAAAAAAGCUUGAUUUAAUUGAACACAUAUCAUCUGUUGUUGCAGCGCAAAAUCAACAGCUCAUUUUACAAAAAGAUAAUAUAACAAAAACAACAACGUCAUUGAGUGCUCUGAUACACUACACAAAAGAAGUGCUGAAAGAAACCGAUCCAUCAACUUUUCUUUCAAUAUCAAGUUCUUUGUGCUCCAGAGUGGCAUCUACCUUAAAAACAAUGAUUAAAGUUGAGACACUUGACCCAGCAGUAUUGUCUGAAAUCGAUCUCUCUCUAUCCAUACAAUCAAUUGAAGAUGUAAUAACUAAUACUCAUUUUCAAAAAGCACAACCAAAGAAAAAAAUAAAAAAACCUUCCCCGCCAGUUAUGUUGCUAGAAAAAUGCACAGUAAAGUAUAAUACUAUAGCACUUGAAUGGAGAGAUCCACCUGGAAAUCUAAAUCAAGUAGAUUUAUAUAUUGUAGAACUGGAUGAUGGUUUAAAUGGAAGUUUUCAGGAUGUUCUUAAAACAAAAGAAACCUCCUGCAUAUUGAAAGGGCUGCAAUGUUCAUCAACUUAUAGAGUAAAGGUUAGAUGCGUUAAUUCUGCAGGUGAAAGUCAACCAGGUCAAACGAUAAUUAUGAAUACUUCAAAACUUGCAGUGUUUCAGUUUGAUAAAGAAAAUUCCCAUUCAGACAUCGUUCACUCAAACAAAAAUCGUACAAUUACUUGUACAAGUUUCGAAAAUCGUGUUGCUCUCUGCGAUAUUGGUUUUUGCAGAGGAAAACAUUAUUGGGAAGUACAUAUUGAUCGAUAUGAAGGAAACCCUGAUCCAGCAAUAGGCGUUGCACAACAAGGGUGUAUUAAAGAUGCCAUACUUGGAAAAGACAACAAGGCCUGGUCUAUUUAUGUCGAUAGCACACGAAGUUGGUUUCAGCACAAUAAUGCUCACAUGUUUCGAUCUGAAGGCGGUAUUGCUACUGCCUCAACUAUUGGUUUGUUUUUGGAUAUGGAAAACUCUCGUUUAACGUUUUAUCGGAAUAAAAUUAAGCACGGUCCUGUUGAAUUUCCUGAUAUGAAAAAAGCCGGAAUUGUUUAUCCUGCUUUUAGCUUAAAUAGAAAUGUGACUUUGACGUUAUUUACGGGACAAGAGCUUCCGGCUGAAAUUGGGUAAUAAAAUAAAUCUUGGUCAAGUGAAUUAAAAAAAAACAAAAUUAAAAUGAAAUUUAAAUGAAAUUAAAAGCUAGGAAUCUUGAGCUUACAACUGAAACAUAAACUUUUUUUUCUUUUUUUUUAAGCAGGCUUUAAACCUGCUAAAAUAUAGUUGUAUUGAAUGAAUUAUAUUUAUAUAUAAACUUAA